CUUUCAGCUACACGUCAUUUGCGCACGGUGCAGCCACCACUCCAGUGCAUCGCACACCGCACCGCUGAAAUCUCUAAUAACCACCACCACCCGAGUACAUAAUUAUUACGUAUUAUUAUUAUUAUAAAAUAUAAUAUCGUARCCGGAGGCGUGUCCGACCACCGCCGCACAAGAGACACAUCGCACGUCUGCGAUCAAUCCGAAUACCGAGUUUGGGAAACUUCUUUGGUGCCAGAGCCCUCAGACCUUCUCGACGUCGUMCACACACAUUGCAAUCAAUUAUAAUAAYAUAAUACACCGUACCUACCCCGUGGAAUCGCUGCAGGACGGUCACUGCAACUAUAAUAAUAAUAAUAUUCAUAUUAAUACACUCCGUCACCAUCAUCAUCAUGCGCAGCACCCUUUUGUUGUUGGCCGUGUUCAUGUUGUGCGCGUGCAUCGCAGUGGGUCAGGUGAACUUCACACCGACGUGGGGCCAGGGCAAGAGGAACGCACCGGCGUCCGACGAGUGCAAGUCCAUGGACACGCUCAUCUACAUCUAUAAGCUGGUCCAGAACGAAGCGCAACGGAUUGCAAUGUGCGAACGUAUGUCCAUCACGUCYUGAACAACCACAGUUUUGCAAGAGAUGACCGCCACCAUAUUACACCAUACGCCAGCCAUAGAUCAUCGUUAACGACGGGACUUAACCUCAUACCAUGACACUCUGUCAGCCACAGUGUAACACAUUUUUACUUUUAGUCACAUUAUCAAGAUGGUAAUAAUUAUAAUAAAAAUAACAUAAUAAUAAAAAA
This is a messenger RNA of Diuraphis noxia (Russian wheat aphid), 792 nucleotides long. RefSeq names its product Adipokinetic hormone (gene Akh). The record is from RefSeq and is a predicted model, not a curated record. Gene Ontology annotation, cellular component: extracellular region. Gene Ontology annotation, molecular function: hormone activity. Lineage: Eukaryota; Metazoa; Arthropoda; Insecta; Hemiptera; Aphididae.